GGAGGCAGAGCAGCUUUGCAGCACUUUUCCAACAACAGUGUGAGUUGCUUGGAUAAAAAGGUUGAUGCUCAGCCUGCAGAUGCACACCAGCUCAAGGAGGAUGAAGGGAACAAAAGGUGAAAGUCUCCAUUUGAGCGCCACAAGCCAAGGAUGAUAAGUGGACGACGGAGGGAGCCGAUGCUUCUUGAGUGAGAUGAUGAUUGAUGCUGAGGAGCAAAACAAGUUAAAGCCACAGGAUGACAGCCGCCAGCAGCAAUGUCAGUAGCCCCGCCUCCUGCCGCUCCUCACCCGCCUGCCUCCCAUGUCACUUGAGAAAGGGCGGAGCCACCCGAACUCGACUGCACCUGCGCUCGGCCCCGGGCGUGUGGCUGAUGGUGGGCGUGGCCGUGGUGCUGGCAGGGAUGAGCGUGGCCGUGGUGGGUUACGUGUCCGCUGUGCCCAAGCCUGUGGGAGGACGCGGGGGAAGCCAUGUGGAGAGAAUGAAACUGUCUGGGCCCGUGGUCAUGGGUGUGGGCCUCUUCAUCUUCAUCUGCGCCGCCACGCUGCUCUAUGAGAACCGGGAUCGAGAAGUCCACAGGUUAGAAACGUCGGAUGACUUGGAGGACCUGAACGGGGAUCUGGGCUGGGACGACUCGGAAAAGGACAGCUUCGACAGUCAAGAGCAGUGGGAAGAGAGAGAUGGCGACCAAGUCUCCAACCAAAACUGGGCCCUCUACCCGCCUCCUCUGGCUCUGGUUCAACAGAACCAUGAGGACAUUGGGAGAGAAGGUGAGGAUGAGAAAGAGAAGGGGGGGAAGUCAACUCUUCUGGCCAGAGUUCAGCACCAUCAGGAGCCAAGUCCUCAGUCUUCCUGUGGCGACACACCACUUCAUCAGUCCUCUGCCCACUUGGACUUUGAGAACCGUAACACAAGGGCAGCUUCUGUUCUCCUGCCGGAACCUUUACCAUCUCACAGGGUUUGAAGGUCGUGGACUCCAAGAUGGAAGACCUAUCCAUCCAUCCAUUUUCUACCGCUUAUUCCCUUCGGGGUCGCGGGGGGCGCUGGAGCGUAUCUCAGCUAGAACCGUAACACAAGGACAGCUUUUGUUCUCCUGCCGGAACCUUUACCAUCUCACAGGGUUUGAAGGUCGUGGACUCCAAGAUGGAAGACCAUCUAACCCUAAUCAGAUGUCCUGUAAAAGACUGCUGAGAAAGUAAAGGAAUUACAGAGGACUGACCUCAGGGCGUUUCAAAGGACUAUCAAGCGGUGAUCUGAUGCACUUUUGGAGAUUUUAUUUGAUCUUUUCGAAAAGUUUUAUGGGACAAAACCUCAAGCAUCUUUUAACACAUAGACUCUGCAAAAUUGGCGUAUCAGAGAUAUGGCGGACGCUUGUUUGACAGGGACAAUCACUUUCAACAGACUCUUGCAUCAGAGACGUAACAGGCUGCAACGGCAGAACGAGCAGUUAUUCGCCCGUGUCGCAAAAUUGUCACAAAAAAGAUGUAUCAGUAGAUUCCACAUUUAUUCGCCUGUGACAGAAAAUGUAACGUUGAGAAGGCAUUCGUCUGCUUGUCUGGCAGAAUUGGGGCAGCAGAGCCGUAACAGUCUACAAGGGUACAACAGGUGUGUGUUGUGUGUGAAGAUUGGUGCAUCAAAACUGUAACAGGCUGUAACAUUAAAACAGGUCUUUAUUCGCAUGUGCCGCAAAAUCUGUGAAUUACAGCCGUAACAGUAGAUCCCACAUCUAUUUGCCCGUGUUGCAAAAUUCGCGUAUCAGAACAGCAACGGGCUGUAACAGUAGAACAGGCAUUUAUUCACCUGUGUCGCAAAAUUGUCGCAUAAGAGACGUAACAGUAGAUUCCACGUUUAUUUACCUGUGUCAGAAAAUUUGCGAAUCAAAACUGUAACAGGCUGUAACAUUGACCAGUCAUUUAUCUACUUGUCUCGCCAAAUUAGGGCAUCAGAGACCUAAUAGCAUAUCCAAGUU
Nerophis lumbriciformis (worm pipefish) is the source of this 1967-nucleotide messenger RNA. RefSeq lists its product as uncharacterized. Lineage: Eukaryota; Metazoa; Chordata; Actinopteri; Syngnathiformes; Syngnathidae. The record is from RefSeq and is a predicted model, not a curated record.